AUGCAAAGUUUGAUCACGUUUGCGGAGUCGAUGUUCGAAAAACUAUCCAAAACCGGUGACUGGGUGAAAUUCAAGAGUAGCGAUGCCUUGGAGUCAACAGCAAAGAUGCAGAUGGAAAGAAAAGAAAAGAACAAGAAGGCACAAGAAGAGUUGGUCAAUGUACUGCUAAACGUAUUUGCCAGGAAAGAUAUGCUUCAUACACGGGUGAAGCUCUGCAGAACGAUGUUAUGGCGAUGUCAGAUGGAGAAAGCAGGCCUCGAAACAAUAAAGAUUCUCCUCUCGAAGCUCAUUGAUGAGGAGCAGAUUUAUCGUGAGAAAAGUGCGGAGGAGUUGGGUUAUUGGCUGAAAAAGAACAAAGUCCGUACCAUGCGUAUGAAUUGGAUGUGUCCAAAAAAGCCUCAAGAGAAAGUCUUGUUGAAAUGUGGGAUUCGGCCGGACAAUAUGAGUUUAGCCUAUGACUCAGAAAAUCUGCCCAAUACCGAAGACAAGUGGAACAGCACUGUGUUUUUCUCCAAGCAAUUCGGCUGCUACAAAUGGCCGGAGACGAUAAGUGUUGUUGUGUUCGCCAAACGACCUCAAAUCAAUCGGCCAAAGUUAAACGAAUGUGAAAAGAUGAUUGUGGCGACGUUCGAAAAUCCCCAGUUCUACAGCUUGUGGAUCACUCUGCUGCUCAUUGAAAAACGAGAUUUGCCGGAACUCAAAGAAAGCACCGUUUGGAUUAUCAAAUAUCUCCUUCGAAACUUCCCAGACAGCACGAUUAUUUUUCAAAACAUUACAAAAACUCUCAUGGAACUGUUAAGAUCUCGCCAGCGAGCACAACAAAGACUUGCUGCUGAGGUUUUCGCCGGAGUAGCACAAGGGACGAAAUACCGAGGAUUUAAAGUACUCAAUGAGUUAUGGAGUUGGUUAGCAGGGGCUGUCGAUCUCAUGUACGACUUCAUGAAUGCUGAUGCCUACAAUUCCUGGAGCACAGUGCUUUCACAA
Molecule: messenger RNA, 984 nt
Organism: Ostertagia ostertagi
Lineage: Eukaryota; Metazoa; Nematoda; Chromadorea; Rhabditida; Trichostrongylidae
Source: the annotation of a GenBank genome assembly